Molecule: messenger RNA, 903 nt
Organism: Blastocystis hominis
Lineage: Eukaryota; Bigyra; Opalinata; Blastocystidae
Exons: 10
Coding region: 1-903 (300 amino acids)
Molecular function (GO): GTPase activity; GTP binding
Source: RefSeq, a predicted model, not a curated record
AUGAACGACUCGACGUUGGUCGCUGUGAUUGGGGCUGCGGGCGUCGGGAAGACAUGUCUGCUGGAUUUCUUAGAGGGGCGGUCUUUCUCUGCGAACACCGAGCAGGAUCACGAAAUCCGACAACGGGUCAUUUAUUUUACUGCCAAGAAUCAAAACCAGCCCUUUCGUUUCUGGGACAUUUGCGGAGAACUAUCUCCGCUAGAACGUUCGCGCCAAUACUUGAUGCACAGUCAAAUUAUAUUGCUCUGCUACAGCAUCAAUUCAUUUGCAUCCUAUGAGUACAUCACCAACUUGUGGGUCGACAUUCGAAAGUGUUGUAUUAACAAUCCAAACAUGGUGUUUUUCCUACUAGGACUCAAGAAGGACAUGGAGGAUGAGCGAGAGGUGUCGAUUCCCGAAGCUCGUCGUUUCGCCACAAUCAACAACAUGCAGUUCACAGAGUUGUCUCUCGUUGUGGGGCGAGACAGCACCAUGUUUAAAGAGCAGUUAGCCACGAUUCUGACUCUAACGCGAUCCAUUCGACUGAACCUGCUGAUCCAGGCUUGUUCCCAGCAUCUCUACAGACGGAUUCUAAAGGAGGAAUCAGGAAAUCCGGAGGCGUUGAAGAAGUUGCAGGAGCAGUUGAGGCAGAAUCCGUAUGAAGCUAAAUACUAUAAACUGACAAAAAGGGAGCUGGAGGAUGAAUCUAUAAUUCAUUGGGUUCAUGUUUUCGAAAAACACAAAAUUGGUGGUUUGCCUGUCUGGCAAACUGAAGAGCCGGAGGGAUAUCCGUUCCACUGUUCUGUGUGUGGAAAGGAAAUGUGUUUGUUAAUGCAGGUUUAUGAGCCGACUUCUGCUCUGGAUCGUGUUCUCUAUGUGUUUUGUUGUAAAUCGUCGAGUUGCCAGCUUUCUCCGCAAGGGUAG